CUGCCCGAAGGCAUGACGCACCUGCCGGACGAUGCGUUCCGCGGCCGCACCUCUCUCGUCUCGGUCGCCUGCCCGAGCAGCCUCGUCUCCAUCGGCUGGCGCGCCUUCUGCGGCUGCUCCGCCCUCGCCCGCGUCACCCUUCCCGCCGGCCUCACCUCCAUCGGCAGCUGCACCUUCCGCAACUGCUCCUCCCUUGCCUCCGUCACCCUCCCCGCCACCCUCACCUCCAUCGGCGCCAGCGCCUUCUGGGGCUGCUCCGCCCUCACCUCCGCCGCCCUCCCCGCCGGCCUUACCAUCGGCUACUGGGCCUUCUACCGCUGCUCUGCCCUCACCUCCGCCGCUCUCCCCGCCGGCCUCGCCUCGAUCGGCGAAGACGCCUUCGAAUGCUGCGACUCCCUCGCCUCCAUCACGCUGCCGCUGCCCGAUGGCCUCUCGAUUGACGACGCUGCGCCUUCUCCCUGCUCCACCCUCGCCUCCGUCACCCUCCCCGCCGGCCUCACCUCGAUCGGCAACGACGCCUUCUCCGGCUGCUCCUCGCUCGCCCAUGUCACCCUCCCGGCCGGCCUCACCUCCAUCGGCGACGAAGCCUUCUUCGGCUGUUCCUCGCUCGCCUCCAUCGACCUCCCCGCCACCCUCACCUCCAUCGGCGGCUGCGCCUUCUCCGGCUGCUCCGCCCUCACCUCCGUCACCCUCCCCGCCGGCCUCGUCUCAAUCGGCGACGAAGCCUUC
Molecule: messenger RNA, 729 nt
Organism: Emiliania huxleyi CCMP1516
Lineage: Eukaryota; Haptophyta; Isochrysidales; Noelaerhabdaceae
Exons: 2
Source: RefSeq, a predicted model, not a curated record